Molecule: messenger RNA, 798 nt
Organism: Miscanthus lutarioriparius
Lineage: Eukaryota; Viridiplantae; Streptophyta; Magnoliopsida; Poales; Poaceae
Source: the annotation of a GenBank genome assembly
AUGUGGGCGUCGACGACGGCGAGGGGCACGGAGCGCCAGAGGCCGCGCCAGCGCGUGGCGAGCGCGGCGGUGCGCGCGGGCGUCCUUGGCAGGGAGGCGCGACACGACGUUCCUGAGCAGCGAGUCAGGGAGGAGGCUUAUGCAGUCGACACCGUCGGCUGGGGCCCGCGCGGCGAUGGCGGAGGCGAGGGGCGCGGCGGGAGAGACGGGUGGGUCGGGGAUGGCAUCGUACGAAUACGUGAGCAUCAUGGUCGUGCCCAGCGUCAAUGGAUCGGGAACGUCGACGCCGUCGAGCUGCAUGUUGCUCAUGCUGACGUCGACGCUCGUUUGAAACUGCUGCUCCUCCAUGGUCGCCGCCGCGCUGGAGCGGAGCGGAGUGGAAGAGGAGCGGCGCUGGAGCGGAGUGGCGUGGCGGCGCGUUUGGAUUGGGGAACGACCAGGCGGACUACUCUCUGCAGUGGAGCGAUCUGCGCCGUCCGAUCCAUCCAAGGGCCAUCUCACAGACUAUCUAGCUGCCUGGCCAUAACACCGUGCAGGAUGCGACUUGGUCGGCUCCUGUCUGGCUGUCCGCAGUCCGCCGCCGUCGCCAUUCGUUCCUUCCCCUCCGCCGCCGUCUGGCCCGCGAGCACAUGCGUCGGCCUCCCUUCUCUUCUUCCUCGCUCGCCGCCCGGGUCUCCUCGUUCCGGAUGCCGCGCCGCCCAGCUAGGCGCCUCGGAGGGCGUUCUCCGCCUUGCCCGCUGGCCACGCAGAGGCCGGUUUCCCGUGCGCCAGCUGUGUGGUGCUCGAGCCCUGCUGUAG